Molecule: messenger RNA, 972 nt
Organism: Trypanosoma conorhini
Lineage: Eukaryota; Euglenozoa; Kinetoplastea; Trypanosomatida; Trypanosomatidae
Exons: 1
Coding region: 1-972 (323 amino acids)
Source: RefSeq, a predicted model, not a curated record
AUGCUGGCUAGUCUCUUUUACACGCGCGCUGCGCCCCGGGAGUUGACGGCAACGGAUGAAAAAAGAAAUGAUCACAAAAGUGAAUGCACAACUAAUGCGAAGGACGCAAGUGUUCCACAGCCUUUUCUUCAGCGCCAAGCUGUAACAAAUCACGCCUUCCUGCCUGGGGUUUCGGCACCGCAGAACCAACGCAGAAUGAGUCAUUCAGGGGAAUUUCUUUCUUCUGCGGACAUUUUCAGGAUCGGCUGUGAAGAUUCAAGCUUACCGAUCGAGGAUGAGAGUUCGAAAAAGGUUCCUACUUUAGAUGAAAAAGCCUCUUUGGAGAGGAUUAAGCCGUUAUUACACGGCUGUUUAGUGAGAAGGCGUAUGAAAAGUCGCUUAGGUCGUUUAUUGAUAGCAAAAAUACUUGAACUAAAAAAACAGGAUAGAGUUCAGGAUAACUUGGGCAGUUCAAGGGGCCAGGAGAGCUCGCAAAGAGCCGUUUGCCUUUCACACCUUGUUUCCUUUGUGGAACAUGGCAAAAGUAACAGUCAAGAUGAUGAGUGGCAAAAGACGCAUGAGAAAAAAACGGUGAAGUUGGUAACAAAACCAGGCUCUGACACUAAAAACAACCCUGAAGGUGCCAAGAUGGAUCACCAUUUGUCACUUUCAUUGUAUUCAUCUGAUAAAACCCAAGAACUGGGGCAGCAGAUAUUUACCUCUCUACAAGAGGCAGUAGGGACAAAAGAGCAACAUAUCGAAAAAAUAAUGAGAGAUGUUACCCCCGCCUUUUUAUUAGAGAGAAGGUCAAUGUUUCUUCGUACUAUAUUUGUUUUGGAGGAUUCCGACGGGCGUUUUGCGCAAGUCCCAAGAUUAAUAGUCGGAGAUGGGUCGAAUAUCCUGAGUCCCGAUCGUUCUUUGAUGUCUAUCUUCGGGGGUCAAUACUUUCAGCUUAUAGAUAACAUGAAUCACAUAUGUGGUGCUUCACGUUAA